Ilex paraguariensis (yerba mate) is the source of this 2193-nucleotide messenger RNA. The record is from the annotation of a GenBank genome assembly. NCBI's taxonomy places the organism in Eukaryota, Viridiplantae, Streptophyta, Magnoliopsida, Aquifoliales, Aquifoliaceae.
AUGUCCGUCAAAGAUCGAACAAUUAUCAAGGCUGUUGCAGCCACAGCUGCAAGCACUUUACUAAUAUGUGGGAUCUUCUUCUAUUUCUUUUAUAGAUUUGCCAUGGCUCGGCAGCGCCAACGAAAUAAAUACCCUUCGAUUUUUUGUCGAGCAGAAGCAAUGGUGACUCGCAACGAGUUCAGGCAACAAGAGAGUACUUUGAAAGGGGUGAUUGUGGACGAGAUUGGGGUGGAUGUUCUCUAUUUAAGGAAGAAACAUGAAGGUGGGCAAUUGAGUGGUAGUUUCUCCAAGGUGGGGUUUAAUUCUGAGCAAGAAGAAGAAAAGAGGGUUGACAGUAGAUUAGAUAAACACAAAACAUAUGAACCGAUCCAUGAAAUUCCUUUGCUUCAUGAGCCAUCCCACAAAGUUGAUAUUGAAGCAAAAGCAGUUCCAACACUAACCAGACUGCUGUCCCCAGCGUCAGGACAGAUGCAACCCAGAUUACCACCACCAGAUCCUCAGCCUGCAUUCUUGCUGCAUCCAUUGGUUAUUCCAAUGCAAAAAACGCCACCACCGCCACCUCCUCCUCCGCCACCACCCAUCCCUUCUAAGCAAAUUCCCAAACCACCUCUGCCACCACUAACUUCAGCAAAAAGAAACCCUGCACCACCAACUCAGGUAGGUGGUUUAGUUUCAUCAUUGAAACCCCCUACUGCACCAAGAGGGAGAGAGUCGAGAAACAGCAACAAUAGCAGGACAGAGGCUUCAACCGGAGAAAGCACUAAAGGGAAUGGUGAAAUCCAAUUGAAGAUGCAACCACUGCACUGGGAUAAGGUUAUUGCCAAUGCUAACCAUUCACUGGUCUGGGAUGAUAUCAAUCAUGGCUCUUUCCGAUUUGACGACGAACUUUUAGAAACUCUGUUUGGAUACACUGCCACCAACCGAAACUCUGAAAGAAGUAAUGUAUUGUCAACUUCAGGUAGUUCCAACUCAGUGCAGCCUACUCAAAUUUUCAUUCUUGAUCCUCGGAAGUCCCAAAACACAGCAAUUGUACUCAAAUCUCUUGCAAUCUCUCGCAAAGAAAUCCUGGAUGCCCUCCUCGAGGGUCGAGGACUUGAUGCUGAUACUCUUGAGAAGCUAACAAAAAUUUCCCCAACCCAAGAAGAAGCAGCCAAAAUUCUUCAAUUUAAUGGAAACCCAACAAAACUUGCUGAUGCUGAAUCUUUCCUCUACCAGAUCCUGAAAGCUGUUCCCUCAGCAUCUGUUCAUACCAGUGCAAUGCUUUUCAGAUCAAAUUAUGACCCAGAAAUCCUUCAUCUCAAGGAGUCUCUGCAAACCCUUGAACUAGGAUGCAAGGAAUUGAGAACUCGGGGGAUUUUCUUAAAACUUCUUGAAGCCAUCCUCAAGACCGGUAAUCGAAUGAACGCUGGAACUGCCAGAGGAAAUGCACAAGGCUUCAACCUGAGUUCUCUUCAAAAACUUUCCAACGUGAAAAGCACUGAUGGAAAGACUACUCUCCUUCACUUUGUUGUGGAACAAGUAGUUCGAUCUGAGGGCAAACGUUGUGUGAUCCAUCGAAACCAUGACCUAAGCAGAGGUAAUAGCCAAAGCAGCAAAAAUAGUGACCACCAUUCAAAUAGCCUGACAGCCAAGGAAGUGAGAGAGAAAGAGUAUCUAUUGCUCGGGUUACCAGUAUUAGGAGGCUUAAGUACUGAGUUCUCUAACGUGAAGAAAGCAGCCUCUAUAGACUAUGACAGUUUCAUCAAUAAAUGCUCCUCUCUCACGGGCCGUGUCACUGAAAUUCGGCAGCUUGUGGCACAAUGUAGCAGUAGUGGAAGAGGUGGAUUUGUAAGGGAAAUGAAAGGAUUUCUAGAGGAAUGCGAAGAGGAGCUUAAGGUAGUGAGAGAGGAACAAACAAGGGUAAUGGAGCUCGUGAAAAGAACAACAGAAUAUUACCAAGCAGGAGUGUUCAAGGACAAAGGAACACACCUUCUUCAGAUUUUCGUUGUUGUUAAGGAUUUUCUGGGCAUGGUUGAUCAAGUUUGCAUUGACAUCACAAGGACGCUUCAGAAGAGGAAUAUGAACAAUGUGGCGACUUCACUGCCACUGUCGCCACCAACAAGGACUCUAGUAAGGUUCCAAAACUUGCAGGCUUAUUUUACACCUGAAAAGCCUGGGAUGUCAUCAUCUAGUGAAUCAGAGGAUGAUUUCUGA